Messenger RNA from Glycine soja, 1179 nucleotides. RefSeq names its product uracil-DNA glycosylase, mitochondrial-like. Gene Ontology annotation, cellular component: nucleus; mitochondrion. The record is from RefSeq and is a predicted model, not a curated record. The transcript is spliced from 8 exons. NCBI's taxonomy places the organism in Eukaryota, Viridiplantae, Streptophyta, Magnoliopsida, Fabales, Fabaceae. Gene Ontology annotation, molecular function: uracil DNA N-glycosylase activity. The annotation marks the transcript as partial. Gene Ontology annotation, biological process: base-excision repair, AP site formation via deaminated base removal; base-excision repair.
CAGACUUUUUCAAACCCACUCUCCGACGAAGCCAAUUCCUCCACGCUCUCCCUCGAACAAAAGUCGCGCGUGGAAUACAACAAGCUCCUCGCCAAGUCCAAGCGCAAUCUCAAACUCUGCAUCGAGAGGGUCUCCAAAAGCAAAGAAUCAGACUCUGCUGGUGUGAAGCUGGAAGAGCUGCUGGUGGAGGAAACGUGGUUGGAUGCUCUCCCUGAUGAACUCCAAAAACCCUAUGCCCUCACUCUCUCCAAAUUCGUGGGAAGCGAGAUUUCUUGCGGCGGCGACGACGUCGUUUUCCCUCCCACGCACUUGAUUUUCAACGCUCUCAACUCUACGCCUUUUCAUACGGUGAAAGCCGUUAUCCUUGGCCAGGUUUUUGGGUGUCUGAGAGUGCAACGCGACGGCAAUUUUGACUGCAUUUGGGUUCAUUUUAUUGCAAUAUUAAGGUACAAUAUCCGACAUGUGCCUGACUUAUGUGUAGGGAUUUGUCUUUUUACAAAGAUUGCAGCAAGGGGAAUGUGGAUCAUCAAGUAUAUAUUGAUGACUUAUAGGUGUCAUUUUGUUUAUAUUUCACUACCUGCUGGCUUAUCUAUCAGGAAGCAUCAAGCAUAUUCUCAUGUCAAAAAAGGCUGGGAACAAUUUACUGAUGCUGUUAUCAAGACAAUAUCACAGAAGGAAGGAGUUGUGUUUCUGUUGUGGGGAAACUCUGCUCCAGAAAAAUCUAGGUUAAUUGAUGCAACAAAGCAUCAUGUUCUUACUGCUGCACAUCCUUCUGGUUUGUCUGCAAAUAGAGGCUUCUUUGGCUGCAGGCACUUCUCUUGCACUAUUCUGGAGCAAAUGGGGAUUGAUCCCAUAGAUUCGCAACUAUAAUAAUUUUCUUUAAUGUUUCAAGGUAAUUUUUUUCCUUUGGUUAGGACCAUUUUUGAAGCCUACUGCUGUAAGUUUGGGGCGCUUCUGAAAUCAAUUUGCUUAAUGUAUAGAUGAUUCUGUCGAUUUCAAAUCUGCCUAGAAAAGAUGUUUUUUCUUUUGUCGAUAAUUUGGUCCUACGGUGUUGCUACCUUGGAGAUUAUGCUGUACUGACUAGGAUUUUGGCUUUUAACUAUGUUCUCGGAUACUAAAUUGAUUUCGUGUAUUAUCUAUGUGCUAUCCUAAUAUUAACGAACAACACCCUGAUGUCUA